This is a messenger RNA of Solanum dulcamara, 660 nucleotides long. Its product is annotated as transcription factor WRKY19-like. The transcript has a single exon. NCBI's taxonomy places the organism in Eukaryota, Viridiplantae, Streptophyta, Magnoliopsida, Solanales, Solanaceae. Gene Ontology annotation, molecular function: transcription cis-regulatory region binding; DNA-binding transcription factor activity. Bases 1 to 639 code for a protein of 212 amino acids. The record is from RefSeq and is a predicted model, not a curated record. Gene Ontology annotation, biological process: regulation of DNA-templated transcription. Gene Ontology annotation, cellular component: nucleus.
AUGUUGUUUUGCAGAAGCUACUACAUAUGCACGUAUCCUCACAUGCAAAACUGUUGGGCAACAAAACAAGUGCAGAGGUCAUAUGAUGAUCCAACUGUAUUCGAUAUCACAUACCGAGGCUCCCAUAAUUGUCAUCACGCUACUUAUUCUGCACCACAACCAACAUCGCCAGAGAAACAAGAAUUCAAGAACCAAGCCGUUUAUCAAACAGGGCAGCAAUAUUCAAACCAAGUGUUGAUGAAUUUGAGAGCAAACCUGAGAGUCAAUACUAAUGACUUGGACAAGAAUGAGCCAGCAGCAUGUCAUUUCUCCUUUCCUCCAACAUUUUCUUCUGGUUUGACAGAUGAUAAUCAGCAUUUUCAGAUUUCCCAUGUUGGUGACAAUCUGAUAGGUAGCGGCUAUUCACCGUCUUUUGUCUCUCCUACGACCCCUGAAUCAAACUACUUUUCAGUCUCAAGCAGCUGCCAGAUGAAUGGUUACGGAAUGGUUCAUAACUUGCACCAUUCGGAAUCAAACCUCACCGAUAUAUUCUCAGCCAACACUUCCACAACGAGUUCUCCAAUUGUGGGCGAUUUUUCACUUGACCAUUUGGAGCUAGAUCCAAACUUCUCAUUCGAUAACCCCAAAUUUUUCUCAUGAACCUAUAUAUGGUAAUACCCU